Molecule: messenger RNA, 3763 nt
Organism: Dermochelys coriacea (leatherback sea turtle)
Lineage: Eukaryota; Metazoa; Chordata; Testudines; Dermochelyidae
Gene: SMAGP
Product: small cell adhesion glycoprotein
Exons: 5
Coding region: 1953-2279 (108 amino acids)
Source: RefSeq, a predicted model, not a curated record
CCCUGGCAGCACAGUGCUAUUUUGGGGAUACUUACUUUCACAGUCCGAUGAAGUGAGCUGUAGCUCACGAAAGCUUAUGCUCUAAUAAAUUUCUUAGUCUCUAAGGUGCCACAAGUACUGCUUUUCUUUUUACAGUCACUACUGGUUCUGAUCCACUUUACAACCCAUGUCUGCUCACCUUGGGUGUCAAUCAACUCCCAGUCCAGCCCUACAGCUGAAUAUGGUCUGUGGCGUAAGGGAGAGACAAACCAGGGAGACCCUGCUGAAGGCUUGGUUGGGGUGGAUUAACUGCAAACACCACAGGGACAGUUUUUCGAAAGAGCUUAGCUCCCAUUUAGGCCCCUGAGAGUUGCUGGAUGCUUAAACACUUCUGGGAAUCUGGCCCAUUGGGUCAAAUCCUGACUGGUUACUGCCCUCGCUGGUGCUUACAGGAGCUCAGUACAUGGCCUGUCCAGGCCCAGAGUCAGAGAGAGGGUUUUUAACUUCUGGACUGUGUUGGCAGCAGAGGGAGGAUGCAAAAGCCAAAAUGCUGCUCCCCCUUUGUCCCUCUUUCAGUUUCCCUUUAGAAGCUGCCUCCACAUUAGUGCUUUUAGCAAGGCGCUGUGUUUGCAUUUGAGUUUAAAUUCAGCAGACUUGUAAAAGCCUCUCAAGAAGGUGCGGUUGAAUUGUCAACUGGCCUUCCCUAGGAAUGUGCAGGAAGUGAAAAAUCCUCCCCAAAUAAACAGAUGAAACAGAGCAUGCGGACUACAAAGAGCAGACGCUAGAACCACGCCAGAAUAUGAUGGCCUUGUUAGAGACAGCUCUUUAGAGGGGGGACCCAGCUGCCUAGGGUUAUUGGCAGUGAGAGAUUGAGCCUUUAGGUCACUGGUUGGAAUCUAGCUUAGAUUUGACAGUCACGUUGCUGUUUACAAACUGAAUUCCAGGGGUCUCCAUCCAGCCACUACUGUGCAGGCAUCCCUGACUGUGGCAGCAUGACUUGGCUGGUAAGCUCUUUGGGAUAGGGACCAUCUUUUGGUUCUGAGUUUGUACAGCACCUUGCACAAUGUGUCCUGGGUCAAGACUGGGGCCCCAGCUGCUUCUGCAAUACAAAUGGGGCUAGCAAGAGAAAAUGACGCUCUGGGAUGUGGAAGGCCUGUGUUCCAGCCCCAGCUCCAAUGAAAAAUCUAUCGAUAUAAAGUGGAACAGCUUCAACAGAAGAAAGAGAUUGAAACCUCCACCACAGCAUGCCCUAUACCCAGAUAGUUCAGGCACUCAUGUGGGAGGCUGGGUUUAAAGUCCCUGCUACAGAACGGAUUCAAACGUGUCUUCUAUGUCCCAGGUCGGUGCAUGCUCUAAGCACUGGGGUAAUGGUUCUGGGGCAUUAGCACCAUCAUCUUUCCCUUUGUGAAUUAUUGCCUUUGCUUUGAUUUUAAAAAUGCCUGAAGACUAAGCGUUUUGGGUCAAAUGAAACAUUUCAUUCAAACGCAAGAUGACUUUUUUUUUUACUUUUUCAAUUGCAAAAAAAUGUUUUCGCUUCCACGCAAACUGUUUCUUUUUCACAAUGGCCAAAAGGUUUCACCAAAACCUUGCUUCUGUGCCCAGCUAUUUGCAAUGCCAUGUCACUUUAAAAACACUUACAGAUGAGUAAAUAUUCAGUGUGUUAGGGAAGUGAGUCACUGGCUGGGGAACUACACCCAAUCAGCAAGGAGGCUGGAGAGGAACCAAGCAUUAGAGACUAGAGCCUCCCAAUAUCAGAACUAGAUUCCCAAAGGAGCUGGUGGUGGUGUUCGUCCUUUCAGAGACUGGCCCUAAAUCAGGACUCAAGUGCCUAGUCCCACUGAUGUCAAGGGUGAGGGUGCUCAGCACCUUGCAGGACUGGAGCUUCAGAGAGGCCUGAGUCAGCAACUUUGUAAGUUCUAAAAGAUCACAAUUUAAAUUGGAAGGAUAAACACACCUGCAACUCAGCUAGAUCCAUGGCAGCUACUCCACCACCUCCGCUACCUACAGGAGAGCUGACCACCCCUUUUCUGAAGGGGAUAAAUACGCCAUCUCUCCAAGAGGAAGGCAGUGUGGGUGUCAUCACAGAUGAGGAACUGAGGCAUACAGACCAAGGGAUAGAUUUUUUAAAAGGUGUCAUCACCGUGGUUUUCAUCACACUACUGACAGUCCUGGUAAUCAUCAUCACAUACCUGUACAAGAAUAAAGGUAGCUACCAUACCUAUGAGCAACCAGAAUCAGAUGUGUCUGUACAGAUGGAGAACCUCCCUUUGAAAGGAGAAAAGGAGGAAUAUUUUAUAUAAACCAUUCAGCAUGGCUAACAGCUUCUACACCAUACUCCAGGUUUGAUGCUAAGUUGCCCAUGUUUCCUGGACUCUGGGAUCUAGAGACUUUUUUCCCCUAACUUAUGAAGUUAAUCCAAGAAGGAAAAGUGUACACAGUGCUAACCUCAACCAUCGUUCCACUGCGUAGAAUAAUGGUUAAACUGAAGGCAAGGAUCUCCUGCUUAAUAAAAGUAAUUGGGUUGGAAGCACUACACUGUAGAAGUGUCAGCUGGGGUGAUGGCACACUUCUUUGUCUGGUUUGUAAAACGGAUUAACAAACAUCUAGAGUUUCUCUCUCCUCAAGCAAAGAAUGUUAAGGUUGCCUAAAGGAAGUGAGUGGGAAGACACAGAUUAAGUGCCAAAGUUAAUCAAGUUGUUGUUUGUGUUACAAUAAAGCCUAGAGGCCUUGAUCGUGCUAGGCUCUAAUACAACUGCCUAGUGAGUCCCUGCCCCAAAGAACUUAGUCUAAAGGGCCACCACGCAGCAGGGGAACUGGAAGCAUAGAUGGGGAAGUGACUUGCCUAAGGUCACACAGCAAGUCAGUGGUAGAGCUGGAAGAGAACCCAGGGCUCCUGAUCCCAGCCUAGUGUCUUAACCCUUGGAGCACACUGCCUCUCAAAAUGAGGACAGCUAUUAGCUGACGAAGGCCAAUUAAAGAAAUUUGUCUUAGGAGCCAAUUAUUCAGUGUGGUCCACUACAGGGUUUCUUGCACUUUGAGGUAUUGCAGGUGGCACUGGCCAGUGUCUGAGACCAGACAGAUCCAUGCUCUAAAAAGGAUAAUUCCUAUUACGUCCUUGCAAGCAAUGAGGCUAGCAGCUUAUUUCAUGUAAACAAAAGUCACGCAGCAUAAUAAAGUCAUGCCUCUUUAUGGUGUAGCCUGUUGUAUGACUGUUCUGCACAGUGCCUUAAUCUGGUGUCACUAGUGCCACCACCCCCAUUUAGGGCAAGUUACAUGAUCUUAGGCUGAAUGAAGCACUAAAAUUCAAAGCUCUUUACCUCUAUCAGCAAUAAUUCUUGGUUAGGGAUGAAAAAAAGGUGCCUGAAACUACAUUGCCCUUUAUGUUUGCUUUAGGCCAUCAGCAUUAAAUGACUGAGCCCCUCUAGUCUAGAUGACUCACCAUGCCCUGUAUUGCUUAGCUUCUGAAGCAGUAUGCCAGUGUCCAAGAGACUAAAAAUCCUUCAGUUUGGCAUGACCCUCUAUUGUACCGCACAUCCACUUAUCCAUCAUGCCAUUCUGUGAUAUCCUCACAAAGCAACAGAACAAUCUACUCAAAUUUCACUUCACUCUUUCCUUUCAUCCUUCCCUAUGUUAGGUUAGACUAGUGUGAAAUGCUCUCGGGAGAUCUACAGGGUUCUCCUCACCUCUUAAGAAAAGUUCCCCUUUCACAAAACCUAUUUAAGAUGAAGUUUGCAAGAAGGCAGAAAAGAAGAUGCAAGCCUUUAAAACAACAAAACAAAACAAC